ACGUACACACAGUCUGUCAGCAGUGUAUGAAUCAUCCACUCUUGGUCUUGUCAUGGCUUGUCUUGUAGUUUUGUUCCUGUACGUGGAGGCCUACAAAGACGUGUACACAUAGUUCAAUAUUCAUGUGUUGGGGGUACUGUUGUGAUACAAACGACUCAAGGAGCUGUACAGUAGUCCCCGUGGCACUCCAAAACUGUUUUUCAGUAGGCCUAUAAUGGGUAACUUGAAUCAUUUCAUGAUGUGAAUUGCAAGGGGAUUUCAGCUGCCAGUAGAAAUGCCUAGCUUGCAGUUUCUAGCAUACAAGUUCUGACCUGCAUUCAUAUCGAUUACAGUUGUGACAAAAAUAGGCAAGCAUUUUUUGACGAGUUAUAAAGUGUCUUGCACUGGGGUACGGUGUACAUUGUGACUGUUAGUACAGAGUAUCGUACAUAUACAUGUAUGUAAAAAUUUGUGACUAGCUUCAAGAUCCUUGCGAGUCUCACCUUCCCAAGUCAUAGAAAAAAAUACAGAGUGACCUCCAAACUUGUCAAGAUCUAACUCCCUACCCCUUCCUCCCUGGAACAUUUCAAGCAAGGGGGCCAGUGAAAAACUUCUUGAUGCAAGAUGGCCGACAACCGGUACUCGGUGGACUAUGCCCGACUGGGCACCUCCAAGUGCAAGAAGUGCAAGCAGGGCAUCGCUAAGAAGGAGCCCCGCAUCGCCAAGCUGGUGACCAACCCAUUCUCCGAGGACGGCGGUGAUAUGAAGCAGUACCACCAUGUCAAGUGCAUGUUUGAGGCUCUCCUGCGGGCCCGCCCCACCACCAAGAAGAUUGACGACCCAGAGGAUCUUGAAGGGUUUGACGUGAUGGAGGAAGAGGACAAGAAGACCAUCAAGGAGCUGAUUGCAGACCUCGCCCUGAAGACCAAGAACAAGGUUGCGACACCGUCAAAGAAGAAGACUGUUCAGGCUACCCUGUCCGCUUCCGGGCAUGUCGUCUCCCCUUCCAAGAAAGUCCCUACACCCUCUGCCAGCAACUCAGAUCUUCCAUCAACGAGCACGAGCACAUCAGUUUCGUCUGCCACCACAGAUAUCAGUCACUCGGACAACUCCUUCCGUGAAUUCCGUAAGCUCUGCGCCCGCAUUGCGGACCAGUCGGCCUACCUGGCCAAGACGAGGGAAGUCGAGACCUUCAUCAAGAAGGGAUCGUCUGGAGAUGGUUUCCAGGGCGACACGUAUCUGCUGUUGAAGCUUCUGUUGCCGGGCGUGGUCAAGCGGGUGUACAACAUCAACAGCAAGCAAUUGGUCAAGGUGUUCAGUCAGAUCUUUGGUGCCAAUUUGGAGGAGAUGGUGACAGAUCUUGACCAAGGUGACGUCGCUGAGACUGUUCAGAAAUUCUUCUCAGAAAGUGCCGUAUUCCCUCCUGCAAAGAAAAGCACUCUCUCCAUACAUGAGGUGGAUGAUUUUCUUGAAGGCAUGGCGGCACUCACCAAAGAGACCGACCAACAGCGCCACCUGACCGGCAUCGCCAAACGCUGCACGGCCAACGAUCUCAAGAUGGUGGUGCGUCUCAUCAAGCACGACCUGCGCAUCAACUCCGGGGCGAAGCACAUUCUGGAAGCCCUGGACCCCAAUGCGUACGAAGCAUUCCAGGCCUCGCGCAACCUGCGGGACGUUGUCGACCGGGUCAACAAGAACAAAGAAGCAGCAGAUGGCCGGCCCGGCAUGAGCAAGAAACUGAGCGUGCGCGCGACGCUGAUGACACCAGUACUCCCCAUGCUGGCCGAAGCCUGCAAGUCGGUGGAUAUGGCCAUGCGCAAGUGCCCCAACGGCAUGUUCGCUGAGAUCAAGUACGACGGGGAGCGGGUGCAGAUUCACAAGCAGGGCGACACCUUCCAGUACUUCAGCCGAAGCCUGAAGCCCGUGCUGCCCCACAAGGUGGUCCACAUCAAGGACUACCUGCCUAAGGCCUGCCCUCACGGCAACAGCAUCAUACUGGACAGCGAGAUCCUAAUGGUGGACAAAACUGGCAAGAUCCUGCCCUUCGGCACCCUGGGCAUACACAAGAAGAACGCAUUCAGCGACGCCAACGUCUGCCUCUUCAUCUUUGACUGUCUCCACUUCAACGGGGAAAACCUGAUGGACAGGCCAAUGAAGGAGAGGAGGAAGAUCUUGGAGCAGAACUUGACCCCAGUCAAGAACAGGAUCAUGCUGUCUGAGUCCAAAGACAUCUCAGUGGCCAGUGACCUGUCCAGCUUGAUCAUGAGCGUCAUCCGUGAGGGACUGGAAGGCUUGGUGCUCAAAGACAAAAUGAGUGUCUAUGAGCCCGGCAAGAGACAUUGGCUAAAAGUGAAGAAGGAUUACCUUGCCGAGGGAGCCAUGGCUGACACAGCUGAUCUCAUUGUCCUCGGAGCGUACUACGGAACAGGCAGCAAAGGUGGCAUCAUGUCAACCUUCCUGAUGGGCGUCCACGACCCGGCCACAGACCGCUUCUUGACGGUCACCAAGUGUACGGGGCUUGACGACCAGACCCUGAACCAGCUCAACCGUGAUUUAGCUGUGGACAAGAUCAGCAAGGACUCUGCCAAGGUGCCCAGCUGGCUACACGUCAGCCGGGGGCUGGUGCCGGACUUUGUGGUCAAAGACCCCAAGAAAGCCCCAGUGUGGGAGAUCAUGGGGGCAGAGUUUACGCAGUCCGAUAACCACACCGCGGGGGGGAUCUCCAUCCGCUUCCCCCGAGUGAGCCGAUUCAGGGACGACAAAGAUUGGAAGACCGCCAACAACCUGGAGAGGUUAAAGGCGCUUUCUAAGAAGUCCAAGGAGACCAGCGAUAUCCCAGACCUGAUCUCGAAGAAGACGGCUUCGCCCGCCAAGAUAUCUGCCCAGAUGCACAAGAGGUCCAAGCCUGCCUCCGAUGUGGAGGAGGAUGAAGAUUACGAGGGUGACACAGACGAGGAAGUAGAUGAAGAGAGAAAACCUAGCCCUGCCAAGAAGAUGAAGAUAGACAACGGGGAUGGAACAAGUAGUGCCAAGGGUAAGCCGGCUUGCAAGUAUGGAGCCCAGUGUUACCAGACGAAUCCCCGGCACAAAACCAAAUACAGCCACCCUGCAGGUUCCAAUGGAUCGCCGAGCAAGACUGUCAGCCCUAGCAAGACCCAAGCAGCCAGUCCUUCCAAGCCUGCCUCUAUUGCUCCUACGAGCACAGUAAAACCGAGCAUGCACAGUCCUGCCAAGGGACUGGCCAACAUCUUCUCGGGUUUGUCCGUUUACUUGCCCAAGACUAUUGCUGACUACUACAAACUCAAGCGCUACGUGGUUGCAUACGACGGCGACGUGCUGACCGAUUUCAACAAGGCCAACGCGACGCAUUUUGUGGUGGAUGUAAACGCAGAGGAAAAAGAAGCUACCCCGCCUGGAAAGAUUGGGGUCACACCCGCCUGGAUCUGGGAGUGUGUCAAACAGAAAAGGAUCCUACCCGCCUCCAAAUUUGCCCCCAAAUGAGGAACGAAAUGAGAAGCUGCAAUAAGUGUAAUAUACGCAAACAAAUACGUGUAUAAAUGCCCCAAAUCUACUCAGACUCUGAAGUUAGAAAAAUGAAAUAAUGCCAAAUUAUACAACUUUUUUUACAUUUCAAGAUUGAACAUUUUUGAUACUUAUGCUUGAAAUAAACACGUUAUUUUCAUUCAAUUUUUCAUUUUUAAAUUAAUAAAUACACAAGGAUGUCAGAUUUCCAUGGUUUAGUAAAGUCAGUAAUAUUUUUUUUUUCUACCGAAUAGCGUACAAGUGCACUUCUGUUAAUCACAUGUUUUAGUUUUUUAUACUAAGAUGGUUGGAGGACAACUAAUUUUUGUUCUGUUUUGCUUUUUCUUUCAAUUUUCUGUGCAGCAGUGAAACUGUUUUUCUGUUUGUCAUGAGAGUUUGUGCUCAUCUAGGGAGGGCGCCAUUGGACCUUUUACUGAAAUCCUUGGUUGUUUGUACUUAGCUGAGUUUCAGAGAUGAAGUUCGGUCAUUUUGUUUCGUGGCGUGGAUUGCAGAAGGUGCCAGCGAUGAAUUUGAAAUGAUGAUGGAGAUGAAGAUUUCAAAGAUAGACUUCUGGCAAGAUGAGAGGUCCAUAAGGCAAGUGGGUUGUAGUCACUGGUAUAUUUUUUUUUUCAAAAUGUUGCAGGUUGGGGAUAGACUAUCAGUCUGUGUGCUUUGGUGUGUAUAUUAAUAGCAAUGAUGUCAAUGAUAUGUAGUGUUAACCACUUCAAGCCGGGGCAUUUUUCAAUGUUGAUGAUGCUAGGCCGGCAUGACUAUCAUUUUUUCCGUUUUCAAAAUCCUUCAAAAA
Molecule: messenger RNA, 4306 nt
Organism: Acanthaster planci (crown-of-thorns starfish)
Lineage: Eukaryota; Metazoa; Echinodermata; Asteroidea; Valvatida; Acanthasteridae
Gene: lig3
Product: DNA ligase 3
Biological process (GO): lagging strand elongation; DNA recombination; DNA biosynthetic process
Cellular component (GO): DNA ligase III-XRCC1 complex; nucleus
Molecular function (GO): zinc ion binding; ATP binding; DNA binding
Source: RefSeq, a predicted model, not a curated record